AAAAAAAAAGAGAAAAUUCCCGCCUCCGCACAAAACGCAUUAUUAGGGAUUCAAAUUUCAAAAGCCCCGACCCCCAACUCCAAACCCUAAACUCCUCUUCGGAAACCCUAUUUCUACAAAAUCCUCGAUCGUCUCCUCCGAAACGCUAAUCGUGCUCUCUCGUUCGUCGCUAAUGGCGGGCCAAUCCGAUCCCCACAUCUCCAUCUUCUCCGCUCCAGAGGUGGAGUUUCUUGCUGAGGAUGAAGUGGUGGAGAUCGUUCCCAACAUCAGGAUGGAAUCUCUCAACAUGAUUUGCGGUGAUUUCGGCCCGUUCUUUCCUCAAAUUCCUAGUAAAGUGCCGCUUUGGCUUGCUGCAGCUCUGAAGAAGCGUGGCAAGUGCACUAUCCGCACGCCAGAAUGGAUGACGGUUGAGAGGUUGACACAGGUGUUGGAAGCAGAAAGAGAGUCACCUCGAGAAUUUCAACCACUGCCAUUCCAUUAUGUUGAAAUUUCAAGGCUUUUAUUUGACCAUGCUCGUGAUGACAUCCCAGAUAUAUACAUGGUGAGAUCCCUGAUUGAGGACAUCAGAGAUGUAAGGUUUCAUAAGGUUGAAACCGGCUUGGAGACGAUAUCUGGUCGUACACAUGCAGUAAAGCUCAAAAAUCUUUCUGCAAUGGAAGUAAACAUAGUGCGCCCUUUCAUGGUAAGAGCUUUGCAGGCUUUCUAUAAGCAUGACAGCCCACAAAUGAUACAACAAGCAGAUACUAUGGGAAGCAAACGGUCACAAGGGGCUGAUCGCGGCCCACGACGAGAUUUAAGGCCCAGAUAAUGUGCAAAAUUUGUACAGCUUCCUGCAAUCACCGAUGAUCUUAGAUUCCAGACAGUGAAAAAAGAUAUACCAGUGGAGGUAACUGUUGUCUGCUUUGCUCCCAUUAAACUAUUUCUGUCCUUUUUGUAACCAUAAGGUUUUUAGUGGGAAGUUUAGUUGUUUUUAAGCUGGCUGCUGCAAAGGAUCAUUAUAGACAUUUAUCUCGUAAAAUAAAGUGGGCAAAUCUUUUAGCUUCAA
This is a messenger RNA of Ananas comosus (pineapple), 1045 nucleotides long. RefSeq names its product DNA replication complex GINS protein PSF2. NCBI's taxonomy places the organism in Eukaryota, Viridiplantae, Streptophyta, Magnoliopsida, Poales, Bromeliaceae. The transcript has 8 exons. Gene Ontology annotation, biological process: double-strand break repair via break-induced replication; DNA replication. The record is from RefSeq and is a predicted model, not a curated record. Gene Ontology annotation, cellular component: GINS complex; nucleus. The coding region runs from base 173 to 808 and encodes 211 amino acids.